AUGUCGCGAGGCCAAUUACAAUUAUGCUCAUUAUUUGAUCAGAGAGUACAUAUCAUCAACGAAACACUCUACUUUGUCGGUGGCUCUUAUCUCGAUAGCAGCGACAUCAAACCUUCGAGUGUCCGAAAAAUCAACAAAAUCAACCUCAGCUCUGAAUUUCAAGUUGAUGGCCUCAUAGAUCAAACGAAUAUUGUGACUGAAAACGCACCAGACGAAGUAACAGACAAGGAUAUAACGAACGGAGGCAGAUUUUUCUACGAUGACACGAAUCUCUGGGCCUUCUCGUCGGUUGCGAGAGGAGAUGAUAUUCCUACCCAGGUGGAUCAAACGGAUAGGAUGUAUCGCUACGAUACAAUCGAAGAUAAAUGGAGUCUUGAUAAAAUAGAGGGCGGAGAAUACCAAUGGUUUAAUAAUACUAAUGGGUUCUAUGCGGCUGCCCCGGAUGGUAGAAACUGGUAUGGCGGCGGAUUAGGAAUUGGGACGUGGGGUCGGAGACCCGGUUUGGUAUUCUUCGAAGGGAACUCAUCGAACCCGAAAUGGAGCUUCAUCAGAGAAACCGAUGAUUUAAAUUCCAUUCCAACACCCUCAACUGCCGGCGGUUCUUCAGUAUUUUUGCCGAUUGGAGAGGAGGGAAUUAUAGUGCUACUUGGCGGGUGGGAUACAACCAAAAGAGGCCGUCAGUUUGCUCCAACUGGUGGUUUUAAUAUUGACUGGGAUCUGAGGCCACUCUCCGAUAUCUUCGUCUAUGAUAUUGCCCAGAACUUCUGGACUCUUGUGCCCGCCAAAGGAGGCCUACCUGAAAUGCGUGCAGAAUUUUGCUUGGUCGUUAACAGCGCGCCCGAUGGGUCAUACUAUAAUAUCGUUUUAUACGGAGGCUGGAGCCAGCUCCGAGGAGCAGCCUUCGCCGAUGUUUGGGUUUUAUCGUUACCAUCCUUUCGAUGGAUCAAAGUGGAAGAUGAAAAUAAUCCCGACACUAGACCAUUCAGGAACAAUCUCGAUAAUCCACGGGUUGGAGGUAUUGGACGAACACGGCACCGCUGUAAUAUGUUUAAAAACACACAAAUGAUUGUGACAGGGGGUAUCGUAUCGCAAUACUACGAUAUCAAACUAAAUAUCGACGCUUGUAACUCAUCUCAUCCUCCUUUUAUGGUAAUGGACACGAGUACUUUUGUGUGGAAAGCGUCUAUAAUACCUGACGAGCAGGAUUAUACUGUCCCAAGAUUUAUAAGGAGUGCUGUUCGAGGCCGUGAUUCUCCCGAUGGUGGUUGGCCAAAUGAUCGCCUGGGUCAAAUAUUUUCUGCGGCUAUUACUUCUGCCACAGCUACUCCUUCGACCACCUCACUCCCGCCUGACUCAACGAAUACGGCUUCCUCAGACAAUAGUACUAGUGGCUUAUCGAGAGGUGGAAUAGUGGGUAUUGCUGUUGGAGGCGUAGUAAUAUUGGCCCUCCUCGUCGCUGGAUUCAUAAUUCUACGACGUCGGCGGAAAGGAAUGGAACCAAUACCUCCAGGCCCGUAUGAUUAUCUUGCGGGCGCCAGGCCCCAACUUGGCCCAAAGCUGAAUUAG
Messenger RNA from Orbilia oligospora ATCC 24927, 1566 nucleotides. RefSeq lists its product as uncharacterized. Lineage: Eukaryota; Fungi; Ascomycota; Orbiliomycetes; Orbiliales; Orbiliaceae. The transcript is spliced from 4 exons. Gene Ontology annotation, molecular function: protein binding. The record is from RefSeq and is a predicted model, not a curated record. The coding region runs from base 1 to 1566 and encodes 521 amino acids.